AUGACGUCACAUCCCAACUUGGGCGGCGGUGCGGAGGCGCACGCCCGGAACAGGCAGUACGAGUACACGUCCAACUCCAGCCUGGUGGUGACCACCGGCUCUCGAUCAAGUGACACGCACGAGCCCACCGGCGAGCCGGAGUCGCUGCGGGGGAGGGUAGACCCUAAGAGCUUCGGCGAUAGGGUUUGCAGGGGAAGACCGGAGGGUGAGAUUGGGAAGAAGCGCGACGGUGAUGGUGGAGGUGGAUCAAUUCGCCGGAAACGGCGUCGUGUUGAGGAGGAGAAGAGUGUGCUUAGUGAGACGGAGGAAGGUGUGUAUCGGCCUAAGACGAGGGAGACGCAGGCGGCGUAUGAGGCGUUGCUCGGUGUGAUUCAGCAGCAGCUGGGGGGCCAGCCGCCGAGUGUAGUCUGCGGCGCGGCCGAUGAGGUUUUGGCUGUGUUGAAGAAUGAGAAGUUGAGGAAUUCCGAGAAGAAAUCGGAGAUUGAGAAGCUGUUGGAUGCUGUAUCGGAUUCGGUGUUUGAUGGUUUUGUGAGGAUUGGGGCUCGGAUUACUGAUUACGAAGAUGGGAGUGAUGGUGGUGUGGCGAAUGGGGAUGAAUGGCUUGAUGAUUUGGGGGUUUCGGUUGAGUUUGAAGAGAAUGAGGACAAUGAGGAGGGGAGUGCUUUUGAUUUGGUGCAGGAUGAUGAUGAGGAAGAGGAAGAGGAGGAUGGUGAUUUGGGGGAAAGAGCCGGGUCCGGGGCAAUGCAAUUCGGUGGGGGGAUUGAUGAUGUCGAAAUGCAGGAAGCGAAUGAAGGUGUGAGGCUUAAUGUGCAGGACAUUGAUGCUUAUUGGCUUCAGAGGAAGAUUUCGGAAGCUUUUUAUAAGCAGAUUGAUGCAGAGCAGUGCCAGAAGCUUGCUGAGGAGGUUCUUGGGAUACUACCCCAAGAUAAUGAUAUGGAUGUUGAAAAUAAGCUAGUGCAAUGCCUAGAUUAUAAGAAUUUCAACCUGAUCAAGUUUCUGUUGCUAAACCGGUUCAAGAUUUUCUGGUGCACCCGUUUGGCACGAGCUGAAGAUGUGGAUGAGAGGAAGAGAAUCGAGGAGGAGAUGUUGCAUGUGGGGCUGGCAUCGAUUGUUGACCAGUUGCAUGCCACAAGGGCUGGUGCAAAGGAGAGGCAACAGAAUUUGGAGAGGGGUAUUAGAGAAGAGGCUCGGAAGUUGAAGAACAGUGGUGGAGAUGGGGACAUGGCUAGGAGGGGACAUGUUGGUGAAGAUGGUUAUAAUGAUCGGUGGAAUAAUCAGUCUCAGCUGCUUGAUCUUGAAAGCCUUGUCCGUAGACAUUUGGAACCGAAGAGUUGCCUGGUUCCGGAUGGAUCUUCCAGAUUUCAUUCAAGAAAGGGAGUUGAAGAAGUUCAUGUGCCGGCAUUGAAGCCUAAACCGUUUGGUGCUGAUGAGAAACUUGUAAAAAUAUGUGAUAUGCCAGAAUGGGCUCGAUCAGCAUUCAAAGGAAUGACUCAGUUGAACAGGGUACAGAGUAAACUUUAUGAGACUGCUUUUCAGAAAGCAGACAAUAUUCUCUUAUGUGCUCCUACUGGGGCAGGGAAAACUAAUGUAGCUGUUCUCACUAUCCUCCAGCAGUUGGCACUUAACAUGAAUGAAGAUGGUUCAAUUAACCACAAUGCUUAUAAGAUUGUAUAUGUUGCUCCUAUGAAAGCUCUUGUUGCUGAAGUUGUUGGCAACUUAUCUAGUCGUUUGCAAGAGUAUGGUGUCACGGUGAGGGAGCUAAGUGGUGACCAGACACUGACUCGCCAUCAAAUUGAAGAGACUCAAAUCAUUGUCACCACUCCUGAGAAGUGGGAUAUCAUUACCAGAAAGUCAGGAGAUCGUACUUACACAGAACUCGUGAAGCUUCUAAUCAUUGAUGAAAUUCAUCUUCUCCAUGACAAUAGAGGUCCUGUUCUUGAAAGCAUCGUUGCUAGAACUCUGAGGCAGAUGAAGACCACUAGUGAUCAUAUUCGGUUGGUGGGAUUAUCUGCCACACUCCCUAACUAUGAAGAUGUAGCCAAGUUUCUACGUGUUGAUUUUGAUAAGGGCCUGUUUCAUUUUGACAAUAGUUACAGGCCUGUCCCUCUUUCUCAACAGUACGUUGGAAUCACAAUAAAGAAGCCAUUGCAGAGGUUUCAAUUGAUGAAUGAAAUCUGCUAUGAGAAGGUGAUGGCUGUAGCUGGAAAACACCAAGUUCUUAUAUUUGUCCACUCCAGGGCAGAAACAGCCAAGACUGCUCGUGCUUUACGAGAUACUGCACUUGCUAAUGACACCCUUGGUAAGUUUUUGAAAGAAGACAGUGCAAGCAGGGAAAUUCUUCACACUCAUACUGACUUGGUCCAAAGCAAUCAUCUCAAAGAUCUUUUACCAUAUGGUUUUGCUAUUCACCAUGCUGGGUUGAAUAGAGCUGACCGCCAGCUGGUUGAGGAUCUCUUUGCUGAUGGGCAUGUUCAAGUUCUGGUCUCAACUGCAACACUUGCUUGGGGUGUGAAUCUGCCAGCUCAUACUGUUAUAAUCAAAGGGACCCAGAUUUAUGAUUCAGAAAAGGGAGCAUGGACUGAACUAAGUCCUCUUGAUGUUAUGCAGAUGUUGGGUCGUGCAGGAAGACCUCAGUAUGAUUCAUAUGGAGAAGGGAUAAUCAUUACAGGGCACACUGAACUGCGGUACUAUCUUUCUAUGAUGAACCAACAAUUUCUUAUUGAAAGUCAAUUUGUGUCCAGAUUGGCAGAUCAGUUGAAUGCUGAAAUUGUUCUUGGAACUGUUCAAAAUGCUCAAGAAGCUUGUGAUUGGUUGGGAUACACUUACCUGUACAUUCGCAUGUCAAAGAAUCCCAUGCUCUAUGGUCUGGAAGCUAAUGUUCUCACCAGAGAUCCUAACCUGGAGGAGAGGCGAGCUGAUCUUAUCCAUUCUGCUGCAACCAUCUUGGAGAAGAACAAUUUGAUCAAGUAUGAUAGAAGAAGUGGAUAUUUCCAGUCCACGGACUUGGGUCGCAUUGCUAGCCAUUACUAUAUAACUCAUGGGACAAUAUCGACAUAUAAUGAGCAUUUGAAGCCAACUAUGAGGGAUAUUGAGCUUUAUCAAUUGUUCUCACUCAGUGAAGAAUUUAAGUAUGUCACUGUGCGGCAGGAUGAAAAGAUGGAACUAGUAAAACUAUUGGAACGUGUUCCCAUUCCGGUCAAGGAGAGCUUGGAAGAUCCCAGUUGCAAGAUUAACGUUCUGCUGCAAGCAUAUAUUUCACAGCUGAAGUUUGAAGGGUUCUCAUUGACUCAGGAUAUGGUUUACAUUACACAGAGUGCUGGGCGUCUUGUACGGGCUCUUUUCGAGGUCGCUUUGAAACGAGGAUGGGCUCAACUUGCAGACAAGACUUUGAACUUGUGUAAAAUGGUUAGCAAGAGGAUGUGGAGUGUCCAAAUACCACUUCACCAGUUCCAUGGAAUAACAAAAGAUAUUUUGGUGAAGUUGGAGAAGAAGAAUUUGGCCUGGGAAAGGUAUUAUGACCUCUCUUCACAGGAGCUAGGGGAGCUUAUAAAGAUGCCAAAGAUGGGUAGAACACUUCAUAAGUUCAUCCACCAGUUCCCCAAAUUAAACCUUGCAGCACAUGUGCAGCCAAUUACUCGAACUGUAUUGAGGGUUGAGCUUACUAUAACCCCUGACUUUCAAUGGGAGGACAAAGUUCAUGGCUACGUGGAGCCAUUUUGGGUACUCGUGGAGGAUAAUGAUGGGGAACAUAUUCUUCAUCAUGAAUAUUUUUUGCUGAAGAAGCAGUGUAUUGAUGAGGAUCAUACUUUGAACUUCACUGUUCAAAUUUACGAACCCCUCCCACCUCAUUACUUCAUUCGAGUUGUAUCUGAUAGGUGGCUUGGGUCGCAGACUGUUUUACCUGUUUCUUUCAGAUACCUCAUCUUACCUGAAAAGUAUCCUCCACCAACGGAGUUAUUGGACCUGCAACCACUUCCUGUGACCGCAUUAAGGAAUCCGCUCUAUGAAUCUUUGUAUCAAGAUUUCAAGCAGUUUAAUCCUGUCCAGACUCAGGUCUUCAAUGUUUUGUAUAAUUCUGAUGACAAUGCCUUGGUUGCUGCACCGACAGGGAGUGGGAAGACCAUAUGCGCGGAGUUUGCGGUAUUGAGGAAUCAUCAAAAGGCCUCUGAAAGUGGCAUGCGCGUUGUGUAUAUUGCCCCUGUUGAAGGUCUUGCCAAGGAAAGGCACACUGACUGGAAGAAGAAGUUUGGGCCAAAAGGUCUUAAUCUGCUUGUUGUUGAGUUAACAGGGGAAACAGCCACAGAUUUAAAGCUACUUGAAAAAGGUCAGAUUAUAAUCAGUACUCCAGAGAAAUGGGACGCUUUAUCUCGGCGAUGGAAACAGAGGUCGCAUGUUCAACAAGUUAGUCUUCUUAUUAUAGAUGAACUACACUUGAUUGGUGGUCAGGGUGGUCACACAUUGGAGGCAAUAGUCUCUAGGAUGAGAUGCAUGGCAAGUGAACUUGAGAACAAGAUUCGUAUUGUAGCGCUGUCAAGUUCGCUUGCAAAUGCCAACGAUCUUGGAGGAUGGAUAGGAGCUACCUCUCAUGGCCUUUUCAAUUUUCCUCCCGGUGUGCGCCCAGUGCCAGAAAUACACAUUCAGGGGGUUGAUAUAGCUAAUUAUGAAGCAAGAAUGCAAGCUAUGACAAAACCAACAUACACUGCAAUUGUUCAACAUGCCAAGAAUGGAAAACCGGCUCUUGUGUAUGUUCCUACAAGGAAACAUGUCCAACAAACAGCUCAGGAUCUGGUAAAUUACUCGAAUGCAGAAAGUGGUGGGAACACCUCAUUUCUGUUGCGGUCUCUAAACGAGAUAGAGCCUUUCCUUGAGAAGAUUAGCAGUGAUAAGUUGCGAGACUCUUUGCGGCAUGGAGUGGGAUUCUUGCACGAGGGGCUAACCACUGACGAUCAAGAGAUUGUGUCAUUACUUUUUGAAGCUGAGUAUAUUCAAUCGUGUGUCAUGAGCAGUUCAUUGUGUUGGGGAGUGCCAUUGUCAGCACAUUUGGUGGUUGUGAUGGGAACUCAAUAUUUUGAUGGCCGGGAAAAUCUUCACACUGAUUACCCAGUUCCUGAUCUCCUACAGAUGAUUGGUCAUGCCUGUCGCCCAAAGAAAGACAAUUCUGGAAAAUGUGUCAUCCUCUGCCAUGCUCCGCGUAAAGAAUACUACAAAAAGUUCUUAUACGAAGCAUUGCCUGUUGAAAGCCAUUUGCACCAUUACCUGCAUGACAAUAUAAAUGCAGAAGUUGUAGCUCAAGUAAUCGGAAACCAUGAAGGGGCUCUCAAUUACCUUACAUGGACUUUUUUCUACAGGAGACUCGCACAAAAUCCCAACUAUUAUAAUCUUCAGGGAGUUACACAUGCGCAUAUUUCUGAGUACCUUUCAGAGCUUGUUGAGAAUACACUGAGUGACCUGGAAACAAGCAAGUGUGUUGCUAUCGAGGACGGGGAUGUUUCUGCCUUGAAUCUUGGGAUAAUAGCUUCAUAUUAUUAUAUCAGCUAUUCUACAAUGGAGCGUUUCAGUUCUUCCUUAACUUCAACAACGAAGAUGAAGGGUCUUCUUGAGAUUCUAGCUCAUGCUUCAGAGUAUUCACAGCUUUCUGUACAACCUGGAGAGGAAGAGGUGAUUCGAAGGUUGAUUAACCAGCAGAGAUUUUCCUUUGAGAAUCCUAACUGCGCAGAUCCUCAUGUCAAAGCAAAUGCUCUUCUUCAGGCUCAUUUUGCAAGGCAUCGUGUGCUGGGGAACCUAUUAAUGGACCAGCGUGAGGUUCUCCUUUCUGCAAGUAGGUUGCUUCACGCAAUGGUUGAUGUCAUUGCCAGCAAUGGAUGGCUAAACCUUUCUCUUUUAGCAAUGGAAGUCAGCCAGAUGAUCACUCAGGGGAUGUGGGAUCGUGACUCGACACUUCUACAGCUUCCUCACUUCACAAGUGAGCUGGCAAAGAGAUGCCAAGAGUUUCCUGGGAAGAAUAUAGAGAGGGUAUCUUAUUUGGUAGACAUGGAGUUUGAUGAGAGGCGAGAACUACUUCAGGAGCUACUCCAGAUGUCAGAUAUACAACUGGAGGAUAUUGAGCAAUUUUGCAAACGAUUUCCCAGCAUUGAUAUGACAUUUAAGGUGAUGGAGAGCGAGAAUGUAAGAGCUGGGGAGGAAAUCACUUUGCAAGUUGAUAUGGACCGUGAACAGGUUGGUCCUGUUGAUGCACAGGUUGGUCCUGUUGAUGCACCGAGGUAUCCCAGGACAAAAGAAGAGGGGUGGUGGCUAGUAGUGGGAGAUACCAAGACUAACUCACUGCUUGCCAUCAAGAAAGUUCUGCCGCUACUAAAGAAGGCAAAGAUCCAGCUUAGAUUUUCGGCUCCUGCAGAAGCUGGAAAGAAGACAUAUACGCUGUAUUUCAUGUGUGAUUCAUAUUUGGGGUGUGAUGAAGAACAUAACUUCACUGUUGAUGUUAAAGAAGCAGCAAACCUUGGUGAAGACAUUGAGAUGGGAGAAUGAAAACUAUUUUAGCUUCUGUGAGUAUUUGCCUAUGGUUUUGAGAAACACCUUGAUUCCUAGGUUCAUACCAAUGAUUGAACACUAAUAAUUUUUCAGGGGAUGUUUUGGUGAAUAUUUGCAGUUUUUGUUAAUGCAAUUCUAGUCAUAUAUAAAUCUCUUGCAUGGUUUGCUUG
This is a messenger RNA of Fragaria vesca subsp. vesca, 6698 nucleotides long. Its product is annotated as U5 small nuclear ribonucleoprotein 200 kDa helicase-like. NCBI's taxonomy places the organism in Eukaryota, Viridiplantae, Streptophyta, Magnoliopsida, Rosales, Rosaceae. The transcript is spliced from 3 exons. Bases 1 to 6525 code for a protein of 2174 amino acids. The record is from RefSeq and is a predicted model, not a curated record. Gene Ontology annotation, cellular component: nucleus. Gene Ontology annotation, molecular function: nucleic acid binding; ATP binding; ATP hydrolysis activity.